AAAACCCAAGAAGAAGAAGAAGAUCCCGUCAUCACUAGCGCGCGUCCAGUCAGCGUCGAGUCUUCUGAGGAGAGAAAUUUGUGUUCAGUGAAGCUCCUCCCACAAAUCCUGCAGAAUGAAACCCACUGAAGAACAAACAGAGAUGAUUGAAGAAAACGAGAAAGAAGAAUUGAGUGAAGUUGAGGAGAAAAAUCAUGUGAAAAAUGGAGAAAAACCUCUGAGUUGCUCUCAACCCAAACAGAAAGAUUUAAAGAAAAGAAGAGCCAAGAAAUCUUUCACCUGCACUCAGUGUGGAAAGAGUUUGACAAACAAACCAAGUCUUGAGCGUCACAUGAGAGUUCAUACUGGAGAGAGACCGUACAAGUGUUCACACUGUGACAAGAGAUUCAGUCAGUCUGGAUACCUGAAAACACAUGAGAGGAUUCACACUGGAGAGAAACCGUACACAUGUGAUCAGUGCGGGAAGAGUUUCACACAAAAAGUAAACCUUAAGAAACACAUGAUCAUCCACACUGGAGAAAAACCAUCCAAGUGUUCACAUUGUGACAAGACAUUCAGUCAGUCUGGAUACCUGAAAACACAUGAGAGGAUUCACACUGGAGAGAAACCGUACACAUGUGAUCAGUGCGGGAAGAGUUUCACACAAAAAGUAAACCUUACAGCACAUAUGAGAAUUCAUACGGGAGAGAAACCAUUCACUUGUGAUCAGUGUGGAAAGAGUUUCACUCACUCAGCAAACCUUAAGGAUCACAUGAACAUUCACACUAGAGAGAAGCAGCACGCAUGUGAUCAGUGCGGCAAAACAUUUUUGAGAGCUCCAGACCUGAAGAAACACCUGAGAGUUCAUACAAAAGAGAAGCCACAUUCAUGUUUUUUGUGUGGAAAGAGUUUUUCAUUUCUACAAAAUUUAAAAGUACAUCAGAAAAUACAUACUGUUAUGAGAGAGUACAUGUGCUGUGAGUGUGAAAAGACUUUUACUUCAGCUAAACAUUUGAAACAGCACCAGAGGAUUCACACUGAAGAAACACCUUACGAGUGUUCACACUGUGAUAAAAGAUUCAGUGAUUCAGGAAACCUGAAAACGCACAAAAUGAUCCACACUGGAGAGAAACCGUAUCACUGUGCUGCAUGUGGGAAACAUUUCAGUCGUUCAUCUGCUCUACACAGUCAUACAAAAAACAAUCACAGUAAGAAGAUCAUCUUCAGAUCCAGCACUUUCAGGUCUGAUGCCACGUCCUCACCAAAUGUUACACAAUAAUGCAAGAAAUAAAAUAUCAUCUGGAUAAAUCUUUUCUAACCAGCCAUUACAAGUGACGUGACACAUUCAACUGUGAGAUUCAGAUCAACUCGAUGGAGUUCUUCCCCAAAGAACAAUAUCAAAAAGUUUUAUUCUUGUAUAUAAUUUUGCUUCAUGUUAAAAAUUAUAUCAUUGUGCUUUCUUAUGAGUUUCAUAUGAUGUUUGAUUGUCUUAUAAUGCAUAUGUGUCACCUGUAGAUUUACUCUUUCAUGAAAAGUAGAAGUUUUUACAAACUGAGGAAGCUGAGGAAUAGGCUGUAACACUUUUUAAGAGAGACUGAGAUUUAUUUUAUAUUGUUGUUUUUAAAAUUAGUUAUUU
This is a messenger RNA of Sinocyclocheilus grahami, 1615 nucleotides long. Its product is annotated as gastrula zinc finger protein XlCGF8.2DB-like. Bases 116 to 1258 code for a protein of 380 amino acids. Gene Ontology annotation, molecular function: RNA polymerase II cis-regulatory region sequence-specific DNA binding; DNA-binding transcription factor activity. Gene Ontology annotation, biological process: regulation of transcription by RNA polymerase II. The record is from RefSeq and is a predicted model, not a curated record. Lineage: Eukaryota; Metazoa; Chordata; Actinopteri; Cypriniformes; Cyprinidae. The transcript has 4 exons.